Molecule: messenger RNA, 1533 nt
Organism: Gaeumannomyces tritici R3-111a-1
Lineage: Eukaryota; Fungi; Ascomycota; Sordariomycetes; Magnaporthales; Magnaporthaceae
Exons: 3
Coding region: 1-1533 (510 amino acids)
Source: RefSeq, a predicted model, not a curated record
AUGGGAGGAUUCUUGAGCUCGGGCCAGCCAGCCCGCAACCCAACCGACGAUGUGUUUCCAGUCUACGAACUGGAUAGCUAUAAUGAGGUGACCCGUAUGGUGGCCUGGACCAUGCUCCGGUUCGACGAGGUCCUAGACCCCCUGAUGCUCCGGGACUCACUGGCUCGCCUUGCGACGAUUGGUGACUGGCGCAAGCUAGGUUCCAGAGUUCGCAAGAAUGCCGCGGGGAAGCUCGAGUACCACAUACCGAAGCAGUUCACCGAGGAGAGGCCCGCGAUCGGCUUCACGCACCAAGCGCACGGCGUCCGGGUCGACGACCAUGACCUGGGCCGCAAGCUGCCGCGGGCCACGCCGGGCAAGGCGUCGGUGCAGGCGGGCUCCGUCGCCUUCGAGAGCUUCGUGCCGCCGCCCGAGGCCCCUGGGACGCUCAAGGACUACACGCGCUCGGGCGCGCCGCUGCUCUGGUUGCACGUUGUGACCUUUGCCGACGCCACGCUCGUCACGCUCGGCUGGCCGCACAUGGCCAUGGACGGCGUGGCCCUGAGCCAGGUGCUGCAGGCCUGGGCCAUCGUGCUGGCCGGCGGCGACGAGUUCGUGCCCCCGAUGCUCUCGCUGCGCCACGAUAUCAUGGGCACCCCGACGGCCAGGGACGGGCCGGCGGCCGAGAUACCCAAGGAGUUCUUCAUGGCCGGGCGCAUGGUGACGAACGUCUUCCUGAGCUUCCUGUGCAUCGUGUACAUGGUGGUGAGCAUCAUGCUCGGCGACAGGAUGGAGCCGCACAUGGUGUGGGUGCCCAAGUCCACGCUCGCCAAGCUCAAGCAGGAGGCGCUGGCUGGACUGGAAGCGCACGACAACGGAACAGCUCCAGCUUCGUCGACGGGAACGGCCCAGUCGGGCUCAUCUUCCAACAAAGAAACAGCGGGCAAGGGCAGUGUUGACGCGAAGCUGUUCCCGGGCGGCAUCGUGGCCGACCAGGUGACGGGCAAGCCGUUCAUCAGCGAGAACGACGCCCUGGUGGCCUUCUUCACGCGGGCGGCCAUGUGUGGGCGGCCAAAGAGCUCGCGGCGGCCCGUCAACGUAUACUCCGUCGUCGACGUGCGCAACAGGAUCCCCACCGUUAACGCGAGCAUCCCUGGCGCCGAGGCGAGCGUCUUCAUGACCAACGUGGUCCUGAGCGGCGACCACGGCGGCCGCAAAAACACGUCCCCCUCGCCGUCUUCGUCGGCAUCCUCAUCAACCAAGCCGCCGGCGUCUUCUCUCGGGGUCAUUGCCGCCUCGGUCCGCUCCCACGUAGCGGCUGGCACGACGGAACCGCAGCUGAGGGCGUGGGGGCUGCUGAUGGUCAAGGCUGUAUGGGACCGGCUGCCGGCGACGGCGGUCAUGGCCGGGGCCCCGCGGGUAACGUCAAUCAUGUUUAGCAGUCUCGACGUCGGCACCAUGUACGACUCGAACAUGUUCGAGCCGGCGGUUGUGGAAAAGAGCGAGCGGCUAGAGAAUGGCAACGAGGACAAGAAGGCUAGGGACGGCCGGUAG